This is a messenger RNA of Clonostachys rhizophaga, 831 nucleotides long. Lineage: Eukaryota; Fungi; Ascomycota; Sordariomycetes; Hypocreales; Bionectriaceae. The record is from the annotation of a GenBank genome assembly.
AUGGCCGCAGCUUGCGCCAUGCUAGACGACAUCCACGAAGACCUGCCCAGGCAUACGAACGACACCAACACCUACACGCUCGGCAGCCGCGGCGAACGUGCUGACACACCUCAUCCGAACCUUCUCAUCGAUCCGCCUUGGUUGAUGGUGGGAAUCGGAGGCGGAGUGCCGAAAAGGGUCGACAUGCGUGUGGGCGACGUCGUUGUCGGGACGAGGGUGAUGCAGUACGAUCUAGGGAAGAUCAUCGGAGACAGACAGAUCCAGCGCACCGCGGUUCCGAAGAGCCCGCAUCACCUGCUUGGCACGGCCGUGGCGUCUCUACAAGCAAGACAUGAACGAGACGGCAGCCGAAUCUCACAUAUUAGAGGAAAGUUCGAUAGACACUCCCAGUAUGGCCGCCCGACCAUGACGGACUGCCUUUUCUUCUCGGAGUACGAUCAUACAUCCCCAGCACCUAGCUGCGAUGAAUACGACCGUUCGAAGCUGGUAUCGCGAAGAAGGCGGAACACAGAUAACCCUGUGAUACAUUACGGCACUAUUGCCUCGGGCAACCAAGUCAUGAGGAACGGCACCCAGAGAGACAACAUCGCUCAGCAACUGGACGCCAUCUGUUUCGAGAUGGAGGCUGCUGGUCUGAUGGACAUUCUACCUUGCCUGCCGAUCCGGGGAAUUUGCGACUACUCCGAUUCUCACAAGGACAAGGAAUGGCAGAGAUAUGCCGCCGCCACUGCGGCGGCAUAUGCAAGAGAGUUGCUAGGGGUGCCCCCCGUCGCCGAGGUGCAAACAAAAGUUGUCUCAGCGCCCGACCCUUGUAAGUCGAGUGUGUCCUAA